Molecule: messenger RNA, 891 nt
Organism: Haemonchus placei
Lineage: Eukaryota; Metazoa; Nematoda; Chromadorea; Rhabditida; Trichostrongylidae
Source: the annotation of a GenBank genome assembly
AUGUACAUACCUCUAUUUCGCCAAAAACGCGAGUUCGAUGACUUAUCGGAGCAUCUGGAUGCUUUGAGUGGAGGAGGAAAACAAGGAGCUGUACAAGAUGAGGAAGUGGAUCCGAUAUAUAUGAGUGUUAUCCGGGAGAAGAUAGCCAAUGCUGGAAACCUUGUCCACGAAAUAAGAGGCCGCCAAUUUUCGCAUUUUGAUAAAGUUAUAAAAGAGGAAGAGUCUGCAUAUGGUUUCGAUUAUUAUGUGGACGGCGACAAUACGACACCCCAAGAUCACGACGAAGAGCCCUCGCUUUUUAGUGUUGUUAAGAAAGAAGAAGGAGAAAUACCGGACGAUGUGGAUCCAUACGAAGAGCUCGAACAAAAAACUCAGAGCUUUUUUGUCACGAACAUCACUGUGGGAACACCACCGCAGUUGUUCACGGUGAUCGUCGAUACUGGAUCAGCAGAUUUUUGGGUUCCUGAUAGCUCUUGUACCACAUGCAAAAACAAAAGGCGUUUCAAUAGUCAGGGUUCUACGACGUAUAGCAAAAAAUCCUCUUCAUUCAUGGCAAGCAACCACUUCGGCGUAACGGAAGGAUUCUAUGGAAUGGACGUUCUCAGGCUCUCUACCAACGAUGCAAACAUGAUCGUCAUUCCCUCCACAGUUAUGGGGCAGGCCAACGAGUUGCCGGCUGCCGUCUCGGCUUUGAAUGGUGUUGAUGGAGUACUCGGCUUGGCUUUUCAGUCCAUUGCCAGCGACAGUACGAUUCCACCUCCGUUCAUCAGAGGAGUUGCGCAAGGUGAUAUUGCUCAAUCGGUUUUCUCUAUUUGGUUAGAAGAGCAAUGGCAGACAUCGGAUAAUGGUACUCAUGGUGUCAUUUACUAUGGUGGUAAGUUAAUAAGUUAA